CGGACCCAAAUACUAACGCGUUUGCGCUGUGCUCACAAGGAAGUGCGGAAAAUUGGUGCACCCUUUUCAGCUGAGUUGGCUCAUAUAAGAAGCUGAUGAUUUCCUGUCCUUUUCAUUUAUACAACCCUAAAUAAAUUGUCCUCACAGUGGGACGUAGUAAUUGGCCACGGGCGCCACACGUAACACCUUUGAAAAUGCCCCGGAGAAAGAGGACAGCGGGCAGCAGCUCGGACGGGACGGAGGACUCGGAUUUUUCCGCCGACCUCGAACACACGGAAACAACCGAGAGCGCGCACCGGCGCAGCAGCGCGCGCCUGACCCGCGCGUCACUGCGCCUCAGCCGCGGCUCACGAGAUAACUGCAGCUCGGUACGGAGCAGCUCUCCUGCGGCCACCGGUCCAGACGAAAGCCCAGAUUCUGCUGCAGAGACGGCGGCGGCGGUGGCGGCAGUGGCAGCGUCUGUCUUCUCCUCCGGGCGCAGGAUCACACGCAGCCAGCAGGGGGCGACAAACACCGUCGCCAAAACAUACCCACUGCGUCAGAGCAGGUCAUCUGGCUCAGACACUGAGGCUAAUGGUGAGAGCAGUACAGACCUGAAGCAGGGGGCGGACCGGGACGAGACCCCUCCCCGGACCCCGACAGGUAACGCCCCGUCGUCAGAGUCCGACAUCGAUGCUUCCAGCCCCAGCAACGACCUUGUGUCGUCUAGCAACGACAUUGUAGUGUCGCAAGAGGAGGACGAGAGACUGGCCAAAGAGCUGUCGCUCAAAGAGGCCGCCGCCCACGACCUCUCCCACCGGCCUAAACGACGGCGCUUCCACGAGAGCUACAACUUCAACAUGAAGUGUCCCACACCCGGGUGCAACUCCUUGGGUCAUCUAACAGGGAGGCAUGAGAGACAUUUCUCCAUAUCGGGAUGCCCUCUCUACCACAAUCUCUCUGCUGACGAAUGCAAGGGCAAGGCAUCGACGCGCGACAAACAGGCCGAGGAAAGGACGUUGUCACACCGCCAGGACGAGAACAGACACUCCACAAGAAACCAGGCCCCGUCGGACCGCCAGCUGCGUUACAAGGAGAAGGUGACGGAGCUGAGGAGGAAGAGGAAUUCUGGUCUCAAUAAGGAACAGAAGGACAACCACGUGGAGCACCGUCAGAGCCACGGAGCGAGCAGGGAGCCGCUGCUGGAGAACAUCACCAGCGACUACGACCUCGAGCUGUUCAGGAAAGCGCAGGCACGUGCCUCGGAGGACCUUUCAGAAAACCCUCCUCUGCAGCCACAGGAGGAGUCUGAGAUAUUUUUGGAGAAACUUCGGCUGGCCGGCCAGGUGUCAGAGGGCAGCAACAUGAUAAAGACCAUUGUUUUUGGCCGCUACGAGCUGGACACGUGGUACCAUUCGCCGUACCCGGAGGAAUACGCUCGCCUGGGGAGGCUCUACAUGUGCGAGUUCUGCCUCAAGUACAUGAAGAGCCAGACCAUUCUGCGCCGGCACAUGGCCAAGUGUGUGUGGAAGCACCCGCCAGGUGACGAGAUUUACAGGAAGGUGAACAUCUCUGUCUUUGAGGUGGACGGAAAGAAGAACAAGAUCUACUGCCAGAACUUGUGUCUGCUGGCAAAGCUCUUCUUGGACCACAAGACACUAUAUUACGACGUAGAACCUUUCCUCUUCUACGUCAUGACCGAAGCCGACAGCACAGGGUGCCAUCUGGUGGGAUACUUUUCCAAGGAGAAGAACUCUUUCCUCAACUACAAUGUGUCGUGCAUCCUCACCAUGCCGCAGUACAUGAGGCAGGGCUACGGCAAGAUGCUCAUAGACUUCAGUUACCUGUUGUCCAAAGUGGAGGAGAAGGUGGGCUCACCUGAGCGCCCCCUGUCCGACCUGGGCCUCAUCAGCUACCGGAGUUACUGGAAGGAGGUGCUGCUGCGCUACCUGAAUAACUUCCAGGGCAAAGAGAUCUCCAUCAAAGAGAUCAGCCAGGAGACGGCGGUGAACCCAGUGGAUAUCGUCAGCACGCUGCAAUCCCUCCAGAUGCUGAAAUACUGGAAGGGAAAGCACCUUGUUUUAAAGAGACAGGACCUCAUUGACGACUGGAAGGCCAAGGAGACCAAGCGCGGCAACGGCAAGACCAUCGACCCCAAAGCCUUAAAAUGGACACCGCCUAAAGGGACGUAGAUGAGCCUCCAUCACACUACAAACCCAGAAACACACACAGACACACACACUGACACAGAUACUCCACCGCACGCUCACAGACCCUGAGCCCACACACUCUGUACAAAAGCCUCUCCGCGUCCACUCGUGUCGGCUGUUAACUCUGGGUUCAGAAGUCAAUGUCACGGCUCGGCGUGAGACACCAAUACGCCGACUGUUUAAGCAUUAAAGGGAACGCAUCAGGAUUCUGUCAGUCAGGGUUAGUUUACGGUUUUGAUUUGAAGCAAAUUAAAAAAAUAUAAAUAUAACAACUUAAAAUGUCCCUAAAUAGUUUUUAGGAAA
Gasterosteus aculeatus aculeatus (three-spined stickleback) is the source of this 2492-nucleotide messenger RNA. Its product is annotated as histone acetyltransferase KAT7. Lineage: Eukaryota; Metazoa; Chordata; Actinopteri; Perciformes; Gasterosteidae. Gene Ontology annotation, molecular function: histone H3 acetyltransferase activity; chromatin binding; histone H4 acetyltransferase activity. The record is from RefSeq and is a predicted model, not a curated record. Gene Ontology annotation, biological process: regulation of transcription by RNA polymerase II. Gene Ontology annotation, cellular component: nucleus; histone H3-K14 acetyltransferase complex; chromatin.